Molecule: messenger RNA, 2612 nt
Organism: Monopterus albus (swamp eel)
Lineage: Eukaryota; Metazoa; Chordata; Actinopteri; Synbranchiformes; Synbranchidae
Product: AP-2 complex subunit mu-A
Exons: 13
Coding region: 306-1634 (442 amino acids)
Biological process (GO): vesicle-mediated transport; intracellular protein transport
Cellular component (GO): clathrin adaptor complex
Source: RefSeq, a predicted model, not a curated record
GCACUAAUUGACCAGUAGCCCGUGUUGCUUAUCAUAACAGGGCCUGGGUGCGGUUUACACAUCGCUGCAGCCGCGCCUUUUCCUGUCACAGCGGAACGGCUGUGCGUAAGGACGCCGGGUCAGCUGACAGCAAUCUAAGGACCGGGAGGAGGCAGCGGAGUAAGCGGGUGUGCGAACUGGGAACCUACUAGAGCUGACAUCAGCUGCCCAAGCCUAACUGGGAAGCGAAAACUGGUGCCGUUUGUGAGAGAACUAGGGUGGCGUUUUGUUUCACCAUGGCCAGUUGGGACUGAGAAGUAGCCAAAAUGAUUGGAGGACUGUUCAUUUACAACCACAAGGGGGAGGUUCUCAUCUCCCGGGUCUACCGAGACGACAUAGGGCGUAAUGCAGUGGAUGCGUUCCGUGUGAACGUGAUUCACGCCCGCCAGCAGGUUCGAUCCCCGGUGACCAACAUCGCCCGCACCAGCUUUUUCCAUGUCAAGCGCUCAAACAUCUGGUUGGCAGCAGUCACCAAGCAGAAUGUCAAUGCUGCCAUGGUGUUCGAGUUCCUUUACAAGAUGUGUGACGUCAUGACGGCCUACUUUGGCAAGAUCAGUGAGGAGAACAUCAAGAACAACUUUGUGCUCAUCUACGAGCUCUUGGAUGAGAUUCUGGACUUUGGCUACCCCCAGAACUCAGAGACUGGUGCUCUGAAGACCUUCAUCACCCAGCAGGGCAUUAAGGGACAGCACCAGACAAAAGAGGAGCAGUCUCAGAUCACCAGCCAGGUGACAGGUCAGAUCGGCUGGCGUCGAGAGGGCAUCAAGUAUCGCCGCAAUGAGCUUUUCUUGGACGUACUGGAGAGCGUCAACCUGCUCAUGUCACCACAAGGCCAGGUUCUGAGCGCCCACGUGUCAGGCCGAGUAGUGAUGAAGAGUUACCUGAGUGGGAUGCCGGAGUGUAAGUUCGGCAUGAAUGACAAGAUCGUCAUCGACAAGCAGGGCAAAGGAGGAGCGUCCGAUGAUCCAGGGAAGAGUGAUUUAGGGGGAGGAAGUGGGAAGCAGUCCAUAGCCAUCGAUGACUGCACUUUCCACCAGUGCGUGCGCCUCAGCAAGUUUGACUCAGAGCGUAGCAUCAGCUUCAUUCCCCCUGAUGGAGAGUAUGAGCUCAUGAGGUACCGCACCACUAAAGACAUCAUUCUGCCGUUCCGAGUAAUUCCUCUGGUCAGGGAGGUGGGCCGCACUAAACUGGAGGUCAAGGUGGUCAUCAAGUCCAACUUCAAACCCUCGCUGCUGGCUCAAAAGAUCGAGGUGCGUAUCCCAACGCCGCUCAACACCAGCGGCGUGCAGGUGAUUUGUAUGAAGGGAAAAGCGAAGUACAAGGCCAGUGAGAAUGCCAUCGUCUGGAAGAUCAAACGCAUGGCUGGGAUGAAGGAGUCUCAGAUCAGUGCUGAGAUUGAGCUGCUGCCCACCAAUGAUAAGAAGAAAUGGGCCAGGCCUCCCAUCUCUAUGAACUUUGAGGUUCCUUUUGCGCCGUCUGGUCUGAAGGUGCGCUACUUGAAGGUGUUUGAGUCCAAGCUCAACUACAGUGACCAUGACGUCAUCAAAUGGGUGCGUUACAUCGGCCGCUCCGGCAUCUACGAAACUCGCUGCUAAAGUUCAACCAUGCCAGGCAGCGACCUGACCACUUCCCUCCCUUCUAUCCUGUUAAGAUUUCUUUUCUGCUUCCCCUUCCUACUUUGUCUCUCCCCUCAAUUGCUAUAGCUUCUCUCAUACACCAUCCUCCCCCACUUCCUAACUAGGUGUUGGAGACUGAAUUUACAUUGUUUAAAAAAAAAAACAAACAAAAAAGUAAAUAUGGUAUAAUGCACAGAUAUAUGCAAAAUGUGAACCAUUGUAUCGUAUAUAUCUUGUAGUGAUGAGUAAACAAACUGGUGUCCGGAUGAGUAAGACAAGUGAUGGGGGAGGGCACCAGGGGGAGAGGACAGGAGGCUCGCUCUGUUCUUUACUCAGUGUUAAUGUUCUGCUACCUACUCUGUCACUUUAAAAGUCCCACAUGUCUUAAUUAUCACUGGUAAGAUGAGCUGUAGCUGUUUAUAAUAAAUCCUGCUAUAGUUCCUGUCUAUGAACUUCUGUCUCAGUAGUCUGUCCUUCAAAUUGACAUGCACUGUCUGAUUCUGUGUUGUGAACAGAUGAUAUUUGAUCUGCUUUUGUGGCAGUGGUCAUUCAGAUUGCAAAUUCUUUCUUUGCCACUUAGCAGAGUAAAAUUUUCCAAUUACUAAGCCUCCUUUGGGUAGCUGGGAAAGUUCUUUUUGUACUUGAUGAGCUAGUUUCUUUCCCUUGUUAUCUUCCCACUGUUAACAUAAACUAGCAUUUUAUGAGUCAAGUAAAACAUGGGAACAUUCCACAGUUCAGAGGUCUAUCAUCCUCUCCAGACAAUUGACUCAGAUGUCCUAAUGUUUCUAAAGCACUAAGAUCAACUUUGUUACACUACUGGGGGAGAGAGAGAGGGAGUGCGUGUGUGUUUUCAGUGAGGUGAGGUCUCCCUCUGGUGUUUUCCUCAUCGCUGUCUGCUUCUUCAUGUUUGUAGCCCUGGUAACCGUUCUGUCCAAUAAAACUUGACUAUGUAACCAA